Spirometra erinaceieuropaei is the source of this 692-nucleotide messenger RNA. The record is from the annotation of a GenBank genome assembly. Lineage: Eukaryota; Metazoa; Platyhelminthes; Cestoda; Diphyllobothriidea; Diphyllobothriidae.
AUGGCGGCGUCGGAGAUGGUAGCGGAACAAUCCACACGUCAGUACACUGAAUCGCCUUUGUCACCAACACGUCCGCUGGUCUCGCCACCGGACGAGGACAUAGUUCAGCGAGUGCCAGUAUCGCAGCCGAGAGUGCAUUCAGGUGGCUUUCUCUCGCGCCGGAAGGCGGAUGGUUUCGUUGGGGUGAGGAGGUGUUCGCGUAGUUUCAUGGAAGAAAUAGGCCGUUGUCCUUGGAGCCGUCGAACACACGGAGACUUAGUCCUCCCCUCCAGGCAGCAUGGUCUGUGCCGACGCGGUCGUUGAAGUCACUAAGAGCAAUCAGCUUAUCCUCCUUCUGCACAGACGCCAGGAGGCUUGCAGGCCCUCGUGGAAUUUUUUCCUUGCAGCUCCAGGGCUGGUCAUCGGGGAGGGGCGUAGACGCUGACAAUGGGGGCGAAUUUGCCUCCCCGGAGAGGCAGGUGGAGGCUCAUCAGGCGAUCGUUGAUGCCCUGCAGCAAACAGGGCAGGCGUCCCACGAUGUCGUUCCGGAUGGCAGAGGUGGCGCCAGCGUCCCGUCGCUCUGCCUUGGGACGACUGCCCCAGAAGAAGGUCUAGCCAGCACUAACCUCCUCCAUUUGGCCUUGUUUGAGGAAGCGGGUCUCGCUGACUGCAACGAUGUCCACCUUGAAGCGCGCCUGUUCCCCGGCCACUAG